GUGCGCGCGGCCUGCCUCCCGUUUCAAGCUUCUUUGCUUGGACACGGCGAUGGAACCUGAAUCUGGACUGAGGAGCACCCCUGCGUGCGCCAGCUUCUGCAUCAACCCCGCCGUCGUCUGAUCUCGAGCCGUGGCCAACCAGCAAAGACAGCGGCCAUCUCGAAGCUUUGACCACCCAGCCGUCACCGCCCAGUCCAUCCAUCUCGUUUCAUCGCUGACCACUUGCCGUCUCGGAACGAAUAUAUGUUUGCAUCCCGAGGAACAAACUUUUGUCUAAACCGCCAUGGCUCAGUCAUUCUCGUCUUUAUGGUGGCCAGCCCCAUCCUGUUCGAGGGCUGAGGGGGGUGGGGAUUUUUAUCUAUUUACCUUGGCUCCCGCUUCCGCCCCCCUCGUUGCGUUUUCUCCUCCCGCGGCACGUUCACCAGUUCACUGCCUACAGCCACCACCUUGGUUUAGUUCAUCCGUACACCACGAUAAGCAACCAUGCGACCAUCGUCAUAUCUCGGUCUCCUGGUCGUCACCGCCGGCUGCGCGCUGGCCCUUACGCCACAGGGCUUCUCGCCCGAGGCGGCGGCGCCCCUGACCGUUAUUUACUCGCUCAGCAUCUCGGCCGUCAGCGACGGCGCCCUGUCCCAGGCCGCAACGGCGAAGCAGCCCAGGCUGGCCACCGACAAGGCCCUGCCAGGCAGGUCGUAUGCCGUCAUAAUGGUGGACAUGGACGUCCCAACGGAGAACCCGCCCCAGACGACGACGCUUCUCCACUGGAUGCAGACGGACCUGACGCCCAGCCCUAGCGAGACCAUCCUCAACACGGCUCUUGGCCGCACCCCUGUCUUCCUGCUCGAGAACCGCCGCAACGUGAUCGCGGCCGCGCCAUACAUCGGGCCGUCCCCGCCUGCCCGGGUGCCGCUCAGCCACCGGUACACCGAGAUCCUGGUCGACAUGAGCAACGCCAGCAUGGCUCAGAUCACAAAGCUAUCUCAGGCGGCGCUCAAGCGUGAAAAUUUUGACACAAAAGCAGUGCUCGAGUCGGUAGGCAUCACCAAGAGCCAGAUUAUUGCUGGCAACUUUUUCAACGUCACAAAUCCCGGGCCAGCGCAAUCCGGCCCGCUGCCUCCCACUCCAGGGGCGCCGGCUCCUGGAGAGCCUGCCGCACCUCCGGCGCCCGGGGCACCCGCGAACAACCCGCCUGGCACCGCAGCGCCCUCUGGGAUGCCCGCUCCCGCACCUGUGCCAGGCACCCCUGGAUCCCCUGUGGGGGCUCCAAAUCCAGUUGCGACAGUGCUCCCGCCGGCAACAGCACCGGGGACUGGCGGCGGCUCAUCCGCAGCUCCUAUAACAUCCGGCGCCUCGCACGUAUCCACUGGGUUAGUUUCCGUGAUGGUGGCAACGGCCGCAGCGCUCUGGGCCUGAUCCUUCAAUGACACUUUGUAUUGUCUCUUUCUGUUCGUGGCCCCCGGAGGUCACGAAAACUCUCCUACUGU
Molecule: messenger RNA, 1484 nt
Organism: Gaeumannomyces tritici R3-111a-1
Lineage: Eukaryota; Fungi; Ascomycota; Sordariomycetes; Magnaporthales; Magnaporthaceae
Exons: 3
Coding region: 484-1413 (309 amino acids)
Biological process (GO): regulation of Ras protein signal transduction; regulation of proteolysis
Molecular function (GO): phospholipid binding; peptidase inhibitor activity
Source: RefSeq, a predicted model, not a curated record